AUGAUGCGAAACGAACAUUGUAAUCAUUAUAGGUAUCAUCUAUCUGAUUUGUCCUUUAUAUUUUUUGUUAUACUUUCUUUCUUUCUUUCUUUCUUUAUCUAUCUAUCUAUCUAUCUAUCUAUCUAUCUAUCUAUCUGUUUUGCCCUUAUAUUUUUGUUACACUUUCUUUCUUUCUUUCUUUCUUUCUUUCUUUCUUUCUUUCUUUCUUUCUUUAUCUAUCUAUCUAUCUAUCUAUCUAUCUAUCUAUCUAUCUAUCUGUUUUGCCCUAAUAUUUUUGUUACACUUUCUUUCUUUCUUUCUUUCUUUCUUUCUUUUCUUUCUUUCUUUCUUUUUCUAUCUAUCUAUCUAUCUAUCUAUCUAUCUGUUUUGCCCUUAUAUUUUUGUUACACUUUCUUUCUUUCUUUCUUUCUUUCUUUCUUUCUUUCUUUCUUUCUUUUUUCUUUAUCUAUCUAUCUAUCUAUCUAUCUAUCUAUCUAUCUAUCUAUCUGUUUUCGCUUAUAUUUUUGUUACAUCCUUCUUUCUUUAUCUAUCUGUUUUGCCCUUAUAUUUUUGUUACACUUUUUUUUUUCUUUCUUUCUUUCUUUCUUUCUUUCUUUCUUUAUCUAUCUAUCUAUCUAUCUGUUUUGCCCUUAUAUUUUUUAUUACACCCUUCUUUCUUUAUCUAUCUAUCUAUCUAUCUAUCUAUCUAUCUAUCUAUCUAUCUAUUUUGCCCUUAUAUUUCUGUUACACCUUUCUUUCUUUCUUUCUUUCUUUCUUUCUUUAACAAACGCUUUUAUCCACUAUUUUAUUCUCGCUUUUUCCUUUUUGGUUCACUUGACACUUUUGCCAUUUUUCUUUUCCUUUUUUCCCCAAACUUAUCCUUCUUUUUGCUUCUUUCAUUCUUUUCUUUCUAUUUUACCAAGACUUAUUCUCUUCUUUAGCCUUUUGAUACAGUUUAAUUCUUCUUUUUCGUUUUUCUUUCAUAUCUUUAUUUUUCAUUAUCUCUCUUUUUCACAUUUUUCUUCAUUCUUCUUCCUCCAUUCAAUGUUUUCCUUCAUUUCUAUUCUCUCCUUUUUUCUAUUCUCUUUCAUAUUCAUCGCUUAUUCCGAGACUCAUUUCUUGCUUUGUGCAUUGUUUCUUUUAGUUCAUUCAUUCAUUCACUGA
Molecule: messenger RNA, 1143 nt
Organism: Acanthosepion pharaonis
Lineage: Eukaryota; Metazoa; Mollusca; Cephalopoda; Sepiida; Sepiidae
Source: the annotation of a GenBank genome assembly